CGACAGUGCAAAGACAACCCUUGCUGGAAGCAGAAAUUCCAUUCAACGUUGCAUUUGCUUCUUUGAAGGGAUUGUACAUUUAAAAGCGCUUCGAAUGCAAUGGAGGGGUUUACUAUAGAUGCGCAUGCCUCCAGAAUCAUUGAAGUGCCAUUAUUAGGUCAAGAAGAUCAGACUGUAGAAAUCGACUGUGCAAGUUUACCAGAAGAUGCCACCGAACUGGUAGAAAUUCUAACGAAUGAACAAGCCGAGCGGGAUUUAUGGACCAAAUUUGCUCGUGAAUACCAUAUACGUAGUCUUUCCAGCCAAGCAUUGUUCAUCCUGACUUCUGCGUUGAAUGUUUUGAAGGAUACCGACAGUCAGUGUUUAAUAAACGCCAAUAUUUGCUCUAUUUAUUUGCAUUUGACGAGACAUGCGAUUUGGAAGCAGGACAACGUUGCUCGUGACCAACACUUGCAGAAUGUGCGGACGUAUCUGGAAGCCGCCAAUCGUCUGAACCCCAAGUUAGAGGCUAAUGUUUUGCUCCAUGGAAUAUAUCGCAUCUUAUUAAAUCCACUUGAUAAAGAUUCUCUAGAAAACUCUCUUCGCUGUUUUGAUUUUGUAUUGCAAAGAUCCGAAGCUAAUGUCUUUGCACUGAUUGGAAAAGCGCGUAUUUUGUACUCUAGAGGAAAUUUCCGAGGAGCAUUGAAACUCUAUCAACGUGCACUUGUCAGCAAUCCGCAAAUUCAACCCGAUCCCCGAAUUGGCAUUGGUCUGUGUUUCUGGAAUUUGAAUAUGAAGGAUGACGCCCUCGCUGCUUGGGUUCGAGCAAAGGAACUAGAUCAAAAUAACCAUUUUGUGAACACUUAUUUAGGCUUAUACUACUAUGACCUUGCUUUUGAAAAUGUCAAUUCUGAAAACUUCUUACGAUAUUACGGGGAGGCUCUGCGAUAUACCCAAGCUGCUUUCAAAGCUAUGCCGAGCGAUCCUGUCUCUUCUUGCAUCCUGGCUAGUUAUGUCUAUUCAAAGCGUAGUCUCGAUGGCUGUAUCAAACUCGCUAACACUGUUGUACAAAGUUCUUUCUCUCCUUCCCUCGUUGCAGAUGGCUAUUUUUGGAUGGGAAGAGCUUAUCAUCAAAUGCAGAAUUAUGAAAAAGCUAUGACAUGCUAUCAAAGAGCUCGUUCCGUUGAGGAUCGCCAUCUCUUGUCCUUCCUAGGAAUAGGUCAGAUUCAGAUUCUUCAAAAUGAUUUGACCAGUGCGAAGUUGACUUUUGAACGUAUUACUGAGCAGCACCCCAAAUGUGCAGAGGCCCUUAUCAUUUUAGGAUGCCUUUAUGCCUCAGAGGCAAAAUCCGAUUUUACGAAACCUCGGAUGCUCUUAGAUCGUGCGUUUAACUUGAUCGGAUCCUCAAAGAUACCCAGAGUUGUUGAUUCCGAUUUGUAUAUUACGCAAGCUAGGCUAUGGGAAAAAGAAGAUACGAAGAAAAGUUUGAGCUUUCUGCAACGAGCCCAAGACUUUUUGAAGAGUGCUCAUAUUUCUAUCCACCCUGAGCUGCUUAAUAACAUUGGAGUUCUGAACUACCAUCUUGGGAAUUUCCAGGAAGCCAAGGAUUAUUUCUCAGCUGCUAGAAAGGAGGAUCAGGAUGUUGAUCCCGAAAUCUUACUUGUGCUUGAUUUUAACCUUGCCCGUUGCGAAGAAGAGCUUGGCAAUAUUGAUUUAUCCAUGGAAUUAUACACUAAGAUUUUAGAUCUUCAGCCUUCUUUUGCUGAUGCUCGUGUGCGCCUUUGUUUGUUACAACUAGCUAAUCCUCAGGAGGAAACCUUUAAAUCCAUUCGACAGCUAAUGACCACCGAUGCUGACAACUUGGAAGUACGAGCGUUCUUUGGUUGGUACCUCAGUAAACAAAAGCGCCGUCCUGCUGAGGAUCCUGAAGUUCGUCAUUGUUCACAAACUCUACGACAUUGGCACGAUGAUAUUUAUUCUCUUGUUCAGCUUGGUAAUGCUUACAUGCGUCAAGCAAGAGAAAUUCGUGUUCAGAACGACAAAGACCAUAGUAAGCGUCAGAAGCUUUAUAUUAAAGCUGUCCAGUCUUAUGAUCAAGCUAUUAAGUUUGAUCCCAAAAAUGCUCAUGCUGCUCAAGGAAUUGCCGUUACCUUUGCUCAUAGUAGACAAUUUUCUAAAGCUUUACUCAUUCUAGGAAAAAUACGUGAAUCUAUAAAGGAUGUUACUACUUUAAUCAAUAUCGGUAAUUGUUUGGCCGAAUUGAAGCAGUUCAGCCGUGCAACUGAGAUUUUCGAAACUGUUAUUUCGAUGACUGGUGAAGAUGAUGUUUACGGAAUUCUAAAUUGUCUUGGUCGUGUCUGGCUACAGCGAGGUCGUGAAGAAAAACGGAUAGAUUUCUUAAAAGAGUCAUUGAAGUAUUCACGAAUGGCUUUAGAAAAGAAUCAAGAAAACACGAGCUUACAAUUCAAUGUCGCAUUUGUUCAGUUUCAACUCUCCGAACUCAUAUACACUCAACCUGAAAAUGCACGAACUGUAGAAGAUUUGAAGUUCGCUAUUCAGGAACUGGACGAUUCCGUAAAAACCUUCAGUUCAUUGGUAACAUCCAAACAUCCUCCUUAUCCACCCACAGAUAUUGAGCAGCGUGUGAAGAUGGCCACGAAUACCACUAGAAAGAGAUUGGAACGUGCUUUGCAACAACAGUCUGAAUAUGAAGCCUCGGUUGCUGUCAAGCUCGGUGAGGCCAAGCUUAAUCGCGAGAAAGAAAAAGCCAGAAGAUUGGCAGAAGAAGAAGCUUCACGCAAAGCGCAAGAGGAUCGCGAACGUGAGCUCGAGGAAGAGCGAAAACGUAUGCAAGAAGAGGUGUUGCAGUGGAGAAAGAAUCAAGAGAAAGAAAUAGAGGAAGAACUUAGCGUUGCUUCUGACGCCGAAGAUAAGUCUUCUGGUAGGAAAAGAAAAGGCGAAAGAAGGAAACGUAAAUCCAGCUCUAAAGCUGGUAAAGGUACUAAUGUUGCGAACGAAGACGACACUGACGAUGAUGAUGAUGAUGAGAUUCCUCUAUCAGACGCUAGGAAUAAACUCACUAAAAAGCGUCGUAAAAACAAACGUGUAAUAUCAGAAGAUUACGCCUUUGACGAAUCUGACAACGAUCAGCAACCUGCUGAAUCUACCGAAGGUCAAGGUGAGAAUCUUAAUCCAUCUUCUCCUGUAAAUGAAUCCACUAAUGGCAAUCAAAAAAACGAAAAUGAUUUAGAUAAUAAAAACGAAGGAGGCCUUGAUAAUCUUUUCUCUGACGAAGAAAAUGAGCCUUCCCCUUCUUCGUAAGUCGAUCCUUAAUCUCCCUCCUUGCCGCUAAAAAAGACUGCAAUGUUUUGUAGUAAUACGUCUGUUUCUUUUUUGAAUUCGUUAAUACCUGACUCUGAUAGACAAAGAUUAAUACCUAAUAGUAUGAUCGUGAUUGUGAAACAAAUUAAA
Schizosaccharomyces octosporus yFS286 is the source of this 3450-nucleotide messenger RNA. RefSeq names its product RNA polymerase II associated Paf1 complex subunit Tpr1. The coding region runs from base 100 to 3300 and encodes 1066 amino acids. Gene Ontology annotation, biological process: regulation of DNA-templated transcription. The transcript has a single exon. NCBI's taxonomy places the organism in Eukaryota, Fungi, Ascomycota, Schizosaccharomycetes, Schizosaccharomycetales, Schizosaccharomycetaceae. Gene Ontology annotation, molecular function: RNA polymerase II complex binding. Gene Ontology annotation, cellular component: Cdc73/Paf1 complex. The record is from RefSeq and is a predicted model, not a curated record.